This is a messenger RNA of Fomitopsis serialis, 1102 nucleotides long. RefSeq lists its product as uncharacterized. NCBI's taxonomy places the organism in Eukaryota, Fungi, Basidiomycota, Agaricomycetes, Polyporales, Fomitopsidaceae. The record is from RefSeq and is a predicted model, not a curated record. Bases 104 to 823 code for a protein of 239 amino acids. The transcript is spliced from 3 exons.
GCCCGCGCGCGUGGGCAGGCUGAACACGCGGUGGGUGGGCGUGCGGCGGCCGUGGGGGUGCGCGCGGACGGACCAGGGGUGCCGCCUCCCGGGGGACAGGGGCAUGUGCGCGUCGCCGGGGGGGAGGGCCUGCGUGUGGUCGGGGAGCGCGAGCGGGGCCCAGACGAGCGGGAGGCGCGCGCGGAAGGAGCGGUGCGCGCGGGCGGUGGGGGGCGGGCUGGGGGGCUCGACGGCGACGUCGAUGAUCGUCUGGUCGCUCGCGGGGGAGAGGGGCGGCUCCGCGUCGGCGUCGGCGUCGUCGGCACCGCGGUCGACGGUGGGCAGGGGCGGGGAGUCGUCGCUGGGCAGGCCGUACUGCUGGCGGACGGCGAGGACCUGGGACCUGUACCAGUUGGAGAGCAUGCAUUGCGCGGCGGGCGCGGCCCACGUGAGGCCGUCGAGGUCGGCGGGCUCGAACCUGACGGACGCGAAGGAGCGCUCGAGGAGGAGGCGUUGCUCCUCGGUCAUCUUGAGAUCCUCGAGGUCCUCGCGGUCCUGCUCCUGCUCCUCGCGCUUGAGGGUCGCGAGCCUCUGGAGGGCGCGCGGGCCGAGGUCGCGGACGGGGGCGGACGGGUACGCCAUCUGCGAGCUCCUGAGGAUGGGGCGGGGUGGGUCGACGUUGCGUCCUGCGACGAGGGAAAGCAUCGGGUGGAGGUGGAAAGCCAUGCUGGCGGAGUGGAAGUCGCGAAGCGAAGGCCUGCCAGCAGGGAGACUGAGACGGAUCGAAGGAGUGUCGGAGCUGGCGAGAGCACAGGGAGGACGCGGACUUGUGCCAGACAAGUGAAAGUGGAGGGCAGAGGCUGAAGACGGCGGCCUCAAGCAGGCGUCGCGCGGAGUAGGCGGAUUGCAAACGAGGCCGACAGGCGUGACCGGUGUGAACGAGCGGCUAGGGGCAGUCCAUGGCACGGAGGCUGGCGUAGGAAUCGAAGUAGGGCACGUGCUGGGCGACGACAGCAGGCCACAGACCUGCGCUGGGUCGAGCGUCGUGGCGGACUGCGGACGCGGAGGCAGAGCGUGAGAUCUGAUCGCGAUCAGCGCCACCGCGACCCAGCCACCGGCCAGG